UUUUUUUGGUCAGAUUGUGCAGUUUCACACUGGCUGUGACUCACUGUGUCUGCAGCCAUAAAAGAAGGAGUGGCUCGCUGCAAACUUCUGACAAACACAGACACCGAGACGCUCCGACUGCUCAUCUGUCGCCAUGGUCAGACAAGUGAAAAACUCCGCAGAGUUCAAACAGGCCCUGAGCGACGCAGGGGGCAAACUAGUUGUGGUGGACUUCACAGCAACAUGGUGCGGCCCCUGCAGAAUGAUCGGCCCCGUAUUUGAAGAACUGUCGACUAACAGUGAAUACAGCAACGUUGUUUUCCUGAAGGUCGAUGUGGACGAGGCGUCGGAUGUGAGUGGAGAGUGCAACAUCUCAUGCAUGCCCACGUUCCAGUUUUUCAAGAACGGAUCUAAGGUGCACGAAUUCUCUGGCGCGGACAAAAACAAACUGAUAGAUGGACUGCAGAAGUUCUGUUAGCUCCAACCGACAAAGUCCUUGUAUGAAAACCACAUCCUGUUGCAGUCUGAGCACCAGUGUCAUGUUUAACCUCAGUUCUAAUUAAUUCAGUCACCACAUUCCUGUUAGCUCAGUAUGUCUGGAUUAGACCUGACACCCUUCUGGUGCCUUUCAUGUGAAGGAAUGACUCCUCACAAAACUCUAAACCAUUUUCUAGAUUUGUUAAACAAUUGGAUUAGAACAAUUAAAUAAAGAUGUAAGUAAAUGA
Molecule: messenger RNA, 704 nt
Organism: Betta splendens (Siamese fighting fish)
Lineage: Eukaryota; Metazoa; Chordata; Actinopteri; Anabantiformes; Osphronemidae
Product: thioredoxin-like
Exons: 5
Coding region: 134-457 (107 amino acids)
Molecular function (GO): protein-disulfide reductase activity
Source: RefSeq, a predicted model, not a curated record